UUUGAUUGAGAAACUUGUGUUUACAGAUCCAUAAAACUGAAAUAUACAAUGUCGGGUAGAGGUCGUAGCGUGCGAAGACGGGUGGGGCAAGCCGUAGCGAAACAGACAGAGAGACGGACGGGGGAUGCGGGCGGCUGUUGAUCCGGCCCCGGCGAAGGAACAAAGGGAAUGAAGGAAUGCGGCGGAAACGGCGCCGGUACCAGAGCCGGCAUCAGCUACUGUUCCUGGACCAAAACCACUCGCAGCAGCGCCACCAGCAAAACGUAAACGCGCAGAAUACACCGCAAAUGAAUGGCUGUCAAUCUGUUGCGGGCGACCACGGAAAACGUUCGGGCUACAAGCACCAACUGUACUCCACUCAUCCGUUAAGACGUCGGUUUAAUCGCUGGGCCUCAAAUCGUGGAUAUUGGCGGCGCCAUGGCAUGGAUUCUUCGCUAUCGUCCAGAACUAGGUCAAUAUCCAGUAUGUCGCUGAGACGUGACAUUAAUGAAUCGAAUUUUCAGUUCUGAGAGUUACGAAGCUUAGCGCAGAACGUAGGUCUAAACAUAAUGCAUUUCACACAACAGGUAUAUGUGCGGUUCGUUCAUUCGUAUGGUUGUCAAGUGAGUGAUGGACACUCAGGCGGACAUAGGCGGGAAUGUGCACGGGGUUUUCAUUGUUUUGUCAGUCCUACGCUAUACGUCGACCAGUAAACUUUUACUUUUUAAAAUUCGAACCGCAUUAAUAAGUUGGCUAAAAUGACCCGUUAUGUUUGAGUUACACAAUGUCCACAGUUACAUGUUAAUGUUGGUUGUUUUCGGUUUCAGUUUUCCAGAGUAAUUUUAUAUUUGGCAUCUGAUAAUUUCUGAUUGUUACCCUUGCCUUGACAUCACCAUUUAAGGAUAAAGAAUAGAAGUGAGGUACAUGUAUACAAAUCAUAGUUGUACUGUGUUAUAGAAUUUAUAGAUCAAAGUUGUAUUGCCAUGUUAUUCUACGAUUAUAAUUGAUUGUUAUAUAUUAGACAUUAUAGGAAACAAAGUGUCACCCAAUGUGUUUGAGUGUUUCAGCUACUUAAAUGUGCCAUGUAAAAAGACUGUGACGUGUGCCUUAUCAAAAUGAAAUGAAUUUGUAUUAUUACUUGAUUUUGUUGCUGCAUAAUUGUGUGAGAUAUUGUUUUGAUCACGACGAUUAAUUAUUGAGAUCUAUGACAAUCUGACAGAAUAACUUAUAUGUCAUUAUUAACUCAUUUUAUAUGUUUGAUAUGUCAUUCAAAUAUGUCAUUUAGGCGGAAAUUCUAUGCUUUGGAGGUGAUCGGAACCAUUAAAAGCAUUAAUAGGUAACUAUAUAAUGAUGUAAAUACGUCCGGGAGAGGUAAACUUAGCAUUUUGUUGUCAUCUAUCACGUAGUGCUAGUAUUUGUGAGGAUGGCAGGAAUGCUUUCAAAAUUAUUCUCGGUAUAUUAUUGGUGUUCUAGUACUCGCUCGAAGGCACGGCGUGCUUAGGACGUGCCUGGAAUAGCUCUUUUUUGGCUUUGCUAAUAUUGUACUAUAUGUUUCACUGGAAAACCUACGGUACGGCGUACAGAGGAUUUAUUCGGCCGGUUGCGGUGGCCUUAGCGAUUGCGCAUGUGUGUUAUGUUGCAAGGUACGGCGUACCGAGAAUUUAUUUGGCCGGUUGCAGUGGCCUAAGCGCGUACGUAUGUAUAAAAUGUUGCACGGUACGGCGUACCGAUAAUUUAUUUGGUCGGUUGCGGUGGCCUUAGCGAUUGCGCUUGUAUAAUAUCUAUUUCCGAACCAGCAAUGUGUUCUUUGAGAUAGGAAUUGCAUAGAAUGGUGUGCAUUGUCUGUUGGCGAGUAUUGCAUAAACGAGGAGCUAAAUCAAUAGUGCAACUGUGGUUGGGACUAUCUGUAGGGCAGUACUUCCGGUCGCCUCCUCGACAUGGCUCAGUUAUAGUGCUAGUCUAUAGCUGAUGUUUAUUUUCUCUAGUGUUUGUCUGGUUUAAAUUAUAUUCCGCCAUUUGGCCAUUUAUAUUUUCGUAUUGUUCUUCU
Dreissena polymorpha is the source of this 2026-nucleotide messenger RNA. RefSeq lists its product as uncharacterized. The transcript has 2 exons. NCBI's taxonomy places the organism in Eukaryota, Metazoa, Mollusca, Bivalvia, Myida, Dreissenidae. Bases 177 to 509 code for a protein of 110 amino acids. The record is from RefSeq and is a predicted model, not a curated record.